AUAAUAUGACGAUCAACUAUCUGGGUCCUUUUGUGUUCACGACGAUGCUUCUUCCUCUUCUUGAAUCGACAGCCUCUCUCGACGGGGCCGACGCACGGAUAUACGGAUAGUUAAUGUGAACUUGCUGAAGGGCAAAUGCUGACUGACCUGCCGCUCAACGCAAAUGUUUUGCAGGUCGGAUCGGACGGUCAUAAAGAUGUCCGAUACCUGGACUAUAGCUCCAAAAAUGCGUGGAACCAUAAAUUCAGAUGGUCUCUACUUCCCACCAUGUCCCGCUAUAAAUAUUCAAAGCUCGCAGUCCAUCUAUGGACAAACGAUUUGGUACUGCGACUUUCCACAGAAAAAUCCAAAGUAAUGGUAUUGAUUGCCCAUCCCGGUGCUAUCCUGAGCGACAGCGCCAUUCGGUCAUUGAAGACUGCCGUAUCCACCUUUUUGGAUAUGGCUGUUCGGUCUGAGAAUGCAUUCUCAGACUCGUGGAGCCUAUACGUCCGUCUUUGCAGCGUGCACACCGCGAGACAACCCUGAGAUAUCGCACAGGGCUUAUAUAUUUCCUCCAAAUGUCGCAGUCGUGCAAGCGCCUGCAGCCUUAGACGAAAGCAAGCCGCGAUAACUAAAAGACUUUACAGAAGCAUUAUUACAAAGUGUCGGUGUGUAGUAAGUAGCUUGUACCUGGACCCCCAAGUGUACAUGAGCCUCUUUCUUAUAAGUACCGACAG
Messenger RNA from Guyanagaster necrorhizus, 716 nucleotides. RefSeq lists its product as uncharacterized. The record is from RefSeq and is a predicted model, not a curated record. The coding region runs from base 136 to 525 and encodes 129 amino acids. NCBI's taxonomy places the organism in Eukaryota, Fungi, Basidiomycota, Agaricomycetes, Agaricales, Physalacriaceae. The transcript is spliced from 4 exons.